UCCUGCAGUGCACGCGCUGUUUUUGUUUCUGUCUACAGGAAACUGCUCAAUGCGAUGACAAGACUCUUUGAAUCGUCGGUCCAUUUGAAAGCGCGCGCGUGCUUGUGUAAAUGCUGCUGAGGGGGCAGGACAGUCCAUGUUAUCGCUCCGGUGCUCCUGACCUAAGCGACUGUCAUUGAAAACAUUCUGCCGGUCGCUGUACGGUGCGCUGCGCCAGAUGAAUGAAAUUCCCGGAAUGCAUACGCUAGCCACCUGCCUGUUAGUCGCUGCUGUUUCAUACUGGUACAGCAGCGAGCUUCUGACAGCGCUCCGUCUGUUUAUUUCAGACUCAGCCCUCGGCGGGGACAUGCCGGAACCCGAGGGGAAUCGUCGGUCACCUCAAGGUGUCCCAUACACCGACCUGCCGCACAUCGUAAACGCCGACGGACUGCACUUGUUCUGCCGUUACUGGGAGCCCGACAGUCCUCCGAAGGCUCUGGUGUUUGUUGCCCAUGGAGCAGGAGAGCAUUGUGGGGGAUAUGCUGACAUUGCUCACAGCCUGACCCAGCAUGGCAUUCUGGUGUUCGCCCACGAUCACGUUGGUCAUGGCAAGAGUGAAGGUGAGAGAAUGGAUAUCAAAAACUUCCAGAUUUACAUCAGAGACGUCCUCCAGCACAUUGACAUCAUGAAGGGCCGGUACCCCAAGCUGCCAGUCUUCAUCAUUGGACACUCAAUGGGAGGGGCCAUUUCCAUUCUGACCACCUGUGAGAGGCCGCCGGAUUUUGCAGGUGUGGUUCUCAUAGGCCCCAUGGUUCAAAUGAACGCUGAAUCUGCUACACCCUUCAAGGUUUUCAUGGCAAAAAUUCUAAACCGCUUGACUCCCAAACUCUCUCUUGGUUCGAUCGAGUCAAAAUGGGUCUCACGGGAUCCCAAACAGGUGGAGGCAUAUGACACAGAUGAGCUAAAUUAUCACGGAGGGCUGCGCAUCUCAUUUGGAAUGCAGCUGAUGGAAGCUGCGGCUCGUAUCGAGAGAGAAUUACCCAACAUCACAUGGCCCUUCUUCAUUCUCCAUGGCGACGCCGACAAGCUUUGUGACAUCAGAGGUGCUCAUCUAAUGUAUAAUGGGGCCAAGAGCACUGAUAAAAAACUGAAGGUAUAUGAAGAAGCCUACCAUGCCCUACAUCAUGACUUACCUGAAACAAUUGAGUCUGUCUUAAAGGAGGUGAGCACCUGGAUCCUGGAGAGACUCCCCGCCCCUCAUGGGUCUUAGCUGUCAAUCACUGCAUGCACACUUGCCUAAGCACCGCCCUUGACUGAAUCUUUCAUCUCUACUGACCAAGAGAUGUCUGAUUGCACUACAUGCCAACAAAACCACCCUCACUUUAAUCUACCUAGGUGAUAACAUAGAUAUGUCUAGGUAGAUGCGCUAGUAGCAGCUGUUUCUAUGGGCUGCUAUACAUAAGCCGUCCACCAUAUUCAUAAGCCUGUAUGUCUGUAACAGUAGUUAUACGCGUGUAUGAAUAUCUAUAUCUGCAAUAGACUUCAGCAGACGGUUUUGCUAAACUAACACAAUACAAUACAACAAGACAAAGCCGACAUUUAAAAGGUACUAUAGUUUAAAAACCUGUAAUGCUGAGUUAAUACAAACACAAACCAACACAUUCUUACAUGUGAAAGUUUAUCCAGUUUCUUUAGGAAUUUAAAUUUCGGCGGUUUUUAUAUCCAGAGGCUGCUCAAUGAAACUUCACCGUUCCAAGAUGGCGGAAGCGUCUACGUGCUUUGAGCGGUCGAAUGUGGUGUUUACCUUUAUAUGUCGAUGGGUAAUAAGAGGUCAUUAGUAAAUGACCUUUGACCUAGAGAUCCAAUUAAGCUUUAAUAUGGCCAGUAAGGGUUCUGUGGGAGUUUAUAUUCCCUGUUAAACUUCAAAGGCAUCAGCACUGCGGGGCAUGGCUUGUGCAUUACCAUAGCAAUCAUCAUGAGGAAUAUAAUGCACCCGGUUGCCCUCAGUGCUGAGCUCUCUUUUGUUUUGCCACAGUAAUGGAACACAGCUGCAAUUUGUGCUUUGUGAUGUCCACUGCUCAUAAGAGAUGCAGUGCUGCCCCCGCUGGACAACAGCAGUACUGCAUUCUGCUGUGAGCGCAGUUACCAAGGCAACUCAACCUUAUAUAGCUUGUGGCUUGGCAGAAAAACAAACUGAACCUACAGAAUGAGAAUAUGGUAAUGCUUUGAGACAUUCAGAGAGCAAAAUGUCUCCUGGGCAAAUGUAACAUUGCACUCGAAGAGAUCAAUUAGAUGAUCUCUACAGACACAUCUAUGCAGGAGAUCCCACAGAUUCCCAUAUAUUCACUAUAUAUACCCACAAUAAGGAGAAUUGGAAAGGUUUGAAAGUCUGUUCUAAAUUUCUUUUUGUGGUUUGACUGUUUCAAACACCUCAGACUGUUCCAUUCCUUGGAGUAAGUGGGGAAGUAGCUGUUCUGCAGCUGGAUUUACUUCAUAUGAAACCUAUUUACAGCUGAUUCUUUCUUAUGGCUUUGGAAUUGUAAUAUCUUAUUCCUUUAUUUUUACAAGCAUUUCGUUACUUUGACUACUUUAUUAUUAAUAAAUAUGUUACUGUUGAAAUUAUAAGAUGUUCACAUUAGCUUUUGACCUCAUUGUAGACCUCAGGGUGCUCAUGGGGUUUGUAGCUCAAAAACAACAUGAAAUUGUAAAAGGUCAGUCGUUCACACCAGCUUAACAUUUAACACGACUGUUUUGAUUCAGACAAAGGAAGGUUUUGUUACAGAGAUUCGUCUGUAAUCCUCAAAGGCAUUUUAUCAAUGACUGUAGAUCAAUAAAGGUUUUAUUGAAUGUGGCACAUUUUUAAUGGAAGCAACAAGCAAAAACUUUCUCUAGCUUAAUUUUUUUUGAUUGAUUGAUUUAGAUCAGUUAGUAAUAAUACUGCUAUCUGUGGUGUGAGCAGAAAUGAAAUGUUCAGCACAAGAUUGUGAAUAGUGUGCAUGUUUGUUAAGAGAUUAUGUAGAGAGAAACUAUCGUUUGGAUGUUUGUUUCACACGUAGAGCAUUUUAUUAAGUAUAUUGUCUCAAUCAUUUGAAAUGGAUCACUUGUACAUGAAAUGUAUGUAACACUUCUUAUGAGAAUUUGUAGAAUAACUAAAUCUUUAUAAGCGAUAAUCCUCUGUGACUUUGACUGUUUCUGUAACUGUUAUAAAAUCUUCCUAAGAUGGAAGUACUAGGAGCACUGUGAUUGGAGGAGAGGUUAAUAUUCUCAAGGACAUUAUCUUUACAUUGGGCAAUAAUGCAUGAUUCAUUUGGAUUAGAAUUGUCCAUCUGAGUUGCUUGUCUUUACUAUGGCAUCUAAAAUCCUCUCCUACAGUUGCACUGUCCUAGUAAAUGGCACAUUUAAUAUUAAAAGGGUUCUGAAUUCUUGC
This is a messenger RNA of Sinocyclocheilus anshuiensis, 3406 nucleotides long. RefSeq names its product monoglyceride lipase (gene mgll). Lineage: Eukaryota; Metazoa; Chordata; Actinopteri; Cypriniformes; Cyprinidae. The record is from RefSeq and is a predicted model, not a curated record. The transcript has 7 exons. Bases 218 to 1249 code for a protein of 343 amino acids.